This is a messenger RNA of Protopolystoma xenopodis, 1131 nucleotides long. NCBI's taxonomy places the organism in Eukaryota, Metazoa, Platyhelminthes, Monogenea, Polystomatidea, Polystomatidae. The record is from the annotation of a GenBank genome assembly.
AUGUAUACAGAGAGGUACAAAAGACAUGUACAGCUGCCAAAUGAUCUCUCGCGAGAGGUUGAAUCCGCCUCUGCGUCUCCCGGUCAAGAGAGUCUGUCCUGCGAUCAGUUCGCGUCAAUUCGGUUGUCAGAAUUGGUCAAAUCCGGUUCAGAUGAACUAGCAUAUUUUGUCAUCAUCGAAAGCGAACCAAAGACCAAAAAAUAUUGCCGGCACGAAGAAGAGAAAGGUGAUCAGAUAAAAUAUUCCGGCCAGAUUGAACCAAGUGUGCGAAACCCUGAAUGCCUUGGAACGAUAGAUCAAAUUGGCCGAGUAGGGCGACCGGCCGAAACGGGACUCGAUGCAGUCGAACAACUCCAAUUGGCCGAAGACGAAGAGAGCGAGCGCAAAGAAGAUGCCCAUCUCGAGGGCGAUCAUGGAGAGGACGAAGAGGCGACGCAGUAUGAUGAUGCUGGGCAGGAAGCUGACCAUGAGGAGGAGAGAGGAGAGGUGCACAAUCCUCGACAACUUGACCAGAAUCGGCCCUCUCGGCGAGUACUUGUGGCAAUAUUGGAUGAACAUCUGCAGCAUCUUCAGAUCGCUGUCCUGGUAUUUGUAGUUCGGCUCAUUGGCAUUCCACCAAUCCCCGUAGAAACCGAUGAUGUGGCUGUAAUGCCGCCUCUCCAGACUCGCCUCCGGCCACCAUUGGUGCUGUUGACCGGUACCAGCCUCCAAAGUGCUGUUCUUCGCCAGCACGAAGUUUCGCCUACAGACGGUGUCCUCCAGGAGGGCCGUGAAGAGGCAGACCUUGAUGCACCACUCGGCCAGAAUGUAGACGAUGAAGAGCGCCUGCUUUCGAGUCGACAAAGUUAUCCACCAAUCCGGCCAGAUCAGAUGCGGAGGCGAUUUCUUGCCCAUUUCGGCCGAGUCAAAGUUUCACUGUUGCACCGUUUGGCCAAGACGCCUCGCCUCCGACUGCCUCAGAUGGCAGGAGCGCACAAACACCGCCGCUGCGUCCGAUCGAGGAGAACGUUUGAACCGGAACCGGAUCAAUCCUCACCUUUGGCCCAGCCGAGACCGACAAACGGCCGACCCAUGAGCCCGGCGGUCAAACGCACUACUCGGCAUACUACUUACUUCGCAUUUUCGAAUUAA